AUGUACGACUCCAAAUCAUCCUUCCACCCCGCUUUCGCCGUCUCCAACAUCCGUAAUCACAUUCUUGUGGUUCUUGAAAUAAAGAAUGCACAAUACGGUACAUGGGCGGAAUUGUUUAAAAUCCACGCCACAUCCCAUAGGGUCCUACACCAUAUCAUCGAACCAGAGAAAGGGAAGCAGACAACCCCUCCCUCCGAUGACGACAAAGAACUUUGGUCGACCCUUGAUGCGACUGUGCUCCAGUUGAUUUAUUCCACUAUUUCGAAUGACUUCUUUACUACUAUUCUUGAGCCUGGUGCAAUGGCCAUGGAAGCCUGGGAUCACUUGCGUGACAUCUUCCAGGACCAUCAAAACUCUCGUGCCGUUAUGCUUGAACAAGAGUUUUCCACAACUAGGAUGGAAGACUUCCCGAACGCGUCUGCGUAUUGUCAAAGGCUCAAGAGCAUCUCCGAUCAGUUAAAAAAUGUGGGAGCUUCGGUUUCUAAUUCCCGCCUUGUUCUUCAGCUUGUUUCGGGUCUCACCGAUGCAUUUAAGGGUGUGGGAACGCAGAUUCGUCAUAGGAAACCAUUUCCUCCUUUCACCGAGGCGCUCUCAUCACUCGUUCUGGAGGAACGAGAACAAGCAAUGCAUGUGACCCACUCUACUCCUUCGGCGAUGGUGGCUGCCACAGGUGGUGAGGGUUCAACUUCCUCUUUUGAUGAUCCUCACUCGUCUGGCCAUGCUGUGAAUAACAGGGGCAAAAAUAACAACAAUAGAGGCCGCAAUUAUGGCCGUCGAAACAGCGUUGGCCGUGGAAAUGGUGGCGGCAAAGGCAACCACGGUCAAAGCGGCGGAAAUUACCAGCCACCGCUAGGCAGCUGGCCGCGUCACACGUCUCCUCACCUGUGGCAGCUUCCAAAUUAUGCUUGGGGAUGGAUGCCACAAUGGGUCGUGCCACCUUGCCCGUAUCCGUCAACUUGGCCGACGUCUUCGCAAGGCCCCUUGGACAAACAGCCGGGCAUUCUUGGCCCUGCUCCCCCGCCUCCGCAGCAGGUGUAUGUUGAUGCCCUAUACCAGCAGAUAUAUGCCUCGUCUUAUGCUCCCACAGACAUUGAAUCAGCAAUGCAUACGAUGACUAUGAAUCCUCCGGACCAGAAGUGGUGCAUGGACACUGGUGCCACAUCUCACAUGACAUCUACGAAUGGAUUUCCAGACGGGGAUGCCACUAAUUAG
Messenger RNA from Lycium barbarum (goji berry), 1212 nucleotides. RefSeq lists its product as uncharacterized. The record is from RefSeq and is a predicted model, not a curated record. Bases 1 to 1212 code for a protein of 403 amino acids. The transcript is spliced from 2 exons. NCBI's taxonomy places the organism in Eukaryota, Viridiplantae, Streptophyta, Magnoliopsida, Solanales, Solanaceae.